Nicotiana attenuata is the source of this 1560-nucleotide messenger RNA. Its product is annotated as methionine aminotransferase-like. Bases 64 to 1278 code for a protein of 404 amino acids. Gene Ontology annotation, molecular function: pyridoxal phosphate binding; L-kynurenine:2-oxoglutarate transaminase activity. Gene Ontology annotation, cellular component: cytoplasm. Lineage: Eukaryota; Viridiplantae; Streptophyta; Magnoliopsida; Solanales; Solanaceae. Gene Ontology annotation, biological process: biosynthetic process. The transcript has 9 exons. The record is from RefSeq and is a predicted model, not a curated record.
CAAUUUCAAACAAUUGUGGCAAGUUAGUAAAUCUCCUUUUGUGGAUAAGGCUUCCGCUUGGAUAUGGAGCAGAAGCUCUCUUCAGUAGCGAAAAGGCUAACAUCGUCACCCAUACAGCAACUCUCGUAUCUCGCCGAAAGAUGUAAUGCCAUCAACCUUGCUGAAGGUUUCCCUGAUUUCCCUGCUCCUUCCUACCUCAAAGACGCUGCCAUUUCCGCUAUCCGCUCCGACUUCAAUCAGUACAGGCAUGUUCAGGGAAUAUGUGAUUACGUGGCUAAUCAAGUCAAACAAAUGCAUGGCCUAGAUGUCGAUCCUCUCACUGAUAUUGUCGUAUGUUGUGGCCAAUCUGAGGCUUUUGCUGCGGCAAUGUUUGCAAUAAUUAAUCAGGGUGAUGAAGUCAUCUUAUUCGAUCCGUCCUAUGAAACAUAUGAAACAUGCAUUAGGUUGGCUGGUGGAGUCCCAGUGUAUGUAGCCCUUGACCCCCCUCAUUGGAGUCUGGAUCCAGAUAAACUCGCAAAGUCAUUUACUGGCAGGACAAAAGCUAUAGUCCUCAACAGCCCUCACAAUCCAACUGGAAAGGUUUUCUCUAAAGAUGAGCUUGAGAUUAUUGCUGGAGCUUGCCGAACCUUGGAUAUUCUAGCUGUAACAGACGAGGUAUAUGAGCAUAUAACCUUCGACGGGGAGAGACAUACAUCAAUUGCCACAUUUCCAGGAAUGCAGAAGCGGACCAUCAUCACAUCUUCCUUGUCAAAAAGUUUUAGUGUGACUGGUUGGAGGAUUGGCUGGGCGAUUGGCCCGGCUUGCUUCGCAUCUGCAAUGAGGAACAUCCAUGUUAAAAUUACAGAUUCUGCUCCAGCACCUUUCCAGGAAGCUGCCUUGACAGCUUUGAGAAGUUCCCCGGAAUACUUUGAUGCAUUGAGACAAGACUAUGAAUCAAAAAGAGAUUACUUGACUCAGGUGCUUACAAAAAUUGGUUUCCAGGUGCCCUUCAUGCCUAAGGGUUCCUUUUUCCUAUUCAUGGAGCUUCCUGGGACAUGCACUCUUUCUGAUGUUGAAUUUGUGGAGGAAUUGAUUAAACAAGCUGGGGUGGUGGCUGUACCAGGCCGUGUAUUCUUCCACACCAAUUCGUCAUCGUUAGAGGACUUUUCUUCGACUGCUAUUAGUUACCACAGGAGGUAUAUCAGAUUUGCGUUCUGCAAAAGUGAGGAGACAUUAGCUGCUGCUUCACAAAAGUUAACCGAGCUCGUAGAUGGUUCAGGGAGACUGGAGCUAUUUUAGAUUGGAUUGCUUUUUGUUUGCCUUUCCAAUCCACGUCCAUGAGAAGUGGAAGCUUUAAUCUGUUUGUUCUUUGCUGUAUGAAGAGAACGAGAGAAACUCCCACGCCAUCAGCCCUAUUGCUAUUGAAGUGAAUAGGGUUUUGUAAUGUUAUUUGAAAGAUAGACUCGUGAAAAUAAGUUAGAAGGAUAACAGGUAGUAAUUCAUUUUCUCGAUUUGUAGCUUUUACCAAAUGAACGAAAGUUAACUCGGGAAAACAACUGAUAAAAGGAGGUUGAAUAUUUA